Messenger RNA from Colletotrichum destructivum, 231 nucleotides. RefSeq lists its product as uncharacterized. The transcript has a single exon. The record is from RefSeq and is a predicted model, not a curated record. The coding region runs from base 1 to 231 and encodes 76 amino acids. Lineage: Eukaryota; Fungi; Ascomycota; Sordariomycetes; Glomerellales; Glomerellaceae.
AUGCAGCUCGCCGUCGUCGUCGCUUUCCUGGUGCCUAUGUCCCUGGCGGCGGCGCCCUGGAAUCUCUCGGGCACCUGCUCCUCUGGCCUCACUUGUGAGAUCGACACCAAGUACACCAGCCCGAAAGUUAUCUGCGGAAAGUGGGUCGGGAAGUUCUCCGGCACCGGCACCAACGGGAAAACAAGCUGCACGCCCGCGGGAAGCAUGUGCUCAUAUAGCUGGACCUGCUAG